Glycine soja is the source of this 874-nucleotide messenger RNA. RefSeq names its product 40S ribosomal protein S13. NCBI's taxonomy places the organism in Eukaryota, Viridiplantae, Streptophyta, Magnoliopsida, Fabales, Fabaceae. The transcript is spliced from 5 exons. The coding region runs from base 135 to 590 and encodes 151 amino acids. The record is from RefSeq and is a predicted model, not a curated record. Gene Ontology annotation, cellular component: nucleolus; cytosolic small ribosomal subunit; ribosome. Gene Ontology annotation, molecular function: structural constituent of ribosome; small ribosomal subunit rRNA binding. Gene Ontology annotation, biological process: translation.
GACACUUUUUAUCCUUAUAAAAUACAUAAACUGCAUAAUCUAGGUUUUCAGAGUGGUGGAGUGUGCAAAAGAGCGUCGUAGUCGCAACCCUAAUCAGAAGAAGCGCAGCUUCAAGCGAGUGACAGCCACCAGCCAUGGGUCGUAUGCACAGCCGCGGUAAGGGUAUAUCCUCUUCUGCUUUGCCCUACAAAAGGACACCUCCUAGCUGGCUCAAGAUCUCUUCGCAAGAUGUCGAAGAAAAUAUCUGCAAGUUUGCGAAGAAAGGUUUGACCCCGUCUCAGAUUGGUGUCAUUCUCAGAGAUUCUCACGGUAUUGCUCAGGUCAAUAGCGUCACUGGCAGCAAAAUCCUUCGCAUCCUCAAAGCUCACGGACUUGCGCCUGAAAUUCCAGAGGACCUGUACCAUUUGAUUAAGAAGGCAGUUUCAAUUAGGAAGCAUCUUGAGAGGAACAGGAAGGACAAGGACUCCAAGUUCAGGUUGAUUCUUGUUGAGAGCAGAAUCCACCGACUUGCUCGCUAUUACAAGAAGACUAAGAAGCUCCCACCAGUCUGGAAGUACGAAUCAACAACUGCUAGCACUCUGGUUGCUUAGAGAAUGUAUCAACUUUCAUGGGUUUUGCUUCCUUGCAGUCACCGUUGAGCCAGCAAUUUGCCAUAUCAUUUUGAUGUUUAUUUGAAGGCUGGAUAGGUUAUGUGGCUUAGUUUUGUUCAGAACCUAUGGUUAGACUGAGAAAGAUAAUUUAACUUGUUAAGUCAAUUUAUCAAUGUGGUGUUCUUUUUCUUUUAGCCGUUGGAGGUUGUCCUUUAAAGAGAUGACUAUGGUUUUUGGUUUUAUUUUCAAGUAAUAUAUAUGCUGAGAAGAUUUGAAGGAUCGUA